UGAACAGUUGAUAUUUGCGGCAAUUUUUGGAUAGAUAAAUUGGCUGAAACAGUUUACGCGAAAUUGACAUCAUUUGAUAUUGUUAGACAGGAGUAGGGGAAAUUAUCAAAACCUUAAAUAAGAAUGCAAUAUAGCUUUUGUAAUAGUUUAUUGUUGUACGUUUAAAUUGUAUCGUAUAUCUUCCACAACAAAAACAUGGGUUCUACUGCCGAUAGUGCCACUUUACAAAAACUUGAACAACAUUUGACCCUUCUCAAGGAAGAAUAUACAAAACUGCAAAGAGGUUAUGCCGAUUUGGAACGAAAAUAUAGCAAAGCUGUUGCUACGACUGAUUUAGAGGGAGCUGGAGAGUUUAGCAGUUUUGUAUCUCGUCUUGUGCUUACUGUAGCCUCCUUAUAUGGACGUACAGUUUAUUCGGAUUUAAAAAUCAAAAUGCGAACAAAAAUCAUGCCAGCCCACAAGUUUGUUUUGCAUGCCCGGUCGGAAGAUUGGCGAGAGGAUGUGCUAAGCGAUGUUGAAGAAUUAGAUUGGAGUGAUAUGGAGGAAGAUAUAUCAAUGGCACUAUUGCGAUGGAUUUAUAUGGAUGUAGUGGAAUUGCAGCAUGACCAUUUAUCAUUGGGUUUAUUGAAAGCUUCGCACCGAUUUCAUCUUCCUGGCUUGUUAGGUCUGUGUGAAAGGGCUUUGGUAGCUUCUGUGGGUGUGCGCUCUUGCGUGCGUUUUUAUUGUGUUGCGGAAGAAGUUGGAGCUGCAAGUCUUUUAGAUUACUGUUCUGGAUUAAUAUCGACUCAUUGGGACGAUUUAACACCACAAGACUUUGAACAUAUGUCGGGACCACUGCUUUUCAAAAUGUUAAAAAACAAAACAAAAUAUCCUCUCCAUGCUGCAAUUCGACUGUUGCGGGAAGAUGUUGUGUUCCUGUGUUUAGUGGAAAAUGACGGAAAGUUAGACGAACUUGUGAAUAGUGUUGCUGAACAAGGACUUUUACCUUUGCAAAUGGCUCUAAUGGGUAAAAGUUUACCUAUUGCUCAAACCCUUGUAAAAAAUGGAUCCGCAAAUAUCAACGCAUACGACUCUAAGGGAGAUACUAUUCUUAUAGAUGCCGUAAAACGCGGAGAUAAAUUUUCUGCCGAAUUCGUUCUAAAAAAUAAUUGCGAUUUAAAUCAAACAUCAAGAUCUUCAGCAGAUACAGCCUUACAUGUUAUAUGUGCAUACAGUCCACAAACUAUUGAUGCAGGUCUGUAUUCGGACAUGGUUGGGGUGGGUCAAACAUUGUUGUCAAUGAAUCCUAACGUGAAUAUACAAAACCGUUCGGGUCAGACUCCUUUGCAUUUAGCUAUUGAAUGCGACAAUGUCGAAAUGCAGAACCUUUUGCUAGGUGUAAAUAAUAUAGACAUUAACCUAAGAACAAAUGACGAAAAGUGUUGCCUAGAAUUAAGUUUAAUGCGUGAUGCCGAAUUUGGUAUAAAACUCGCUGGAAGAUUGAUAGAAAUGGGAGCUGCAACUAAUCCAUUAAAAUCGGAAACGCACGACAGCUUGUUGCAAGUUUUAGCUUCCUCUCAUUUGGAAAACUCAGCUGUUUUUCUUGCUGAUUAUGCCGAUUUAAAUCAUAUUAACAGUCGUGGUUUUACUGCUCUGCACAUAGCAGCGGAAAAAAACCUCAAGAAACUGGCAGAGAAGUUACUUGAAGCGGGGGCAUCGCCGAAUAUUCAGGCAGGCGUUGCCGAUCUUAAAUCGCCAUUGCACGUUGCAGUAGAAUCGAAUGCGGCAAACGUUAUUGAAGCUUUUGUGGAUUUUGCCACUAAAAGCAAGGUUGGUUUUAGUGGCGAAACGGGCGAAAUCCCUAAUUUUAAUAUAAAAAAUGCAAACGGCGAUUCGCCGUUAAGUUUGAGUCUAUUUUUAAAUAGAACGGAGCUUGUCCCAAUCUUGAUAAAAGGUGGAGCUGAUGUGAAUACCCGAAAUGGACAAGAUAUGACAUUGUUGCAUCAAUCCAUUCUAAAUCACGAAUCAGAUAUUGCAGUUUUUUUAUUGGAACAAGGUGCCGAUUUGAAUGCUUUGACCGGAGAACAGGAGUCGUCCCUACAGUUGGCCAUUCAUUGCCAUAUGCCUGAGGUUGUUGAUGCCUUAUGUACACGUGGCGUAGCCUUGAGUGCGCCAAACAACAAAGGCGAUGCCCCACUUUGGACAGCACUCGAAUUGGAAUAUGAGGAUGUAGCACAAGUCUUAGUUCGCCACGGCGUCGAUACGGAUAACUGGGGACCUGGUCCAGAUGGUUGCCAGCAAACGUUGCUACACAGGGCUAUAGAUGAAAAUAAAGAGUCUGUGGCUAUAUUUCUUAUACGUAGCCAAUGCGAUCUUGACUCCCCUAGGCAGCUUGGACCAAAAGGAGAAGGUGGCGAUGAAGCAACUAAUAAGUCAUCGCCCCUCCAUUUGUGCGCACAAUGGGGUCUUGUUAAAGUUCUUCAAAAUCUAAUCGAUCAUGGGGCAAAUGUAAACGCACUGGAUGCAGAAAAUAAGUCUCCUCUUCAAGUCGCAAUAGAGAAUCAGCAUGAAGAAAUUAUAUCCAUUCUACUUUGCCAUCCUGCAAUCGAUCUGAAAAUUCGGGACAAGCACGGUAACACUCCAUUUGCAGCUGCCUUGGCGAUACGCAACCACAGGGCAGCUCAAAGAAUUCUUGAUCGUCUACCCAAUGCAGCGGAACAAAUGGACUCGAGAGGGCGAAACUUUUUACAUUUAGCCAUUAUGAAGGAUGAUUUAGAGAGUGUUUUAUUUUUGCUUGCUAUACAGGUUGAUGUAAAUUCUCGAGUUCAUGACGCCAAUCAGUCCACACCUUUGCAUUUAGCCGCUGCAUCACGCAAUGAAAUGAUAACAAGAAACUUAAUAUUGGCUGAAGCACGUAUCAAUGAAAGGGAUGCUAUACAAAAAACACCAUUGCAUAUUGCUGCGGAACGUUGUAACUUGGCAGCAGUUUCGGCCCUAUUACAAAAUGGAGCUGAUUACGAUGCCGUCGAUGGAGAGGGUAACAACGCUUUACAUAUAGCAGUUCGCUCUGGACACCUCACAAUUGUUCGUGAGCUGUUGACGGAGUCUAGCAUUAAUGCAGAGGCAAUCAAUAAUAAGGGUCGCAAUCCUCUGCAUGAACUUUGUCGAACUGGUGAAGAUAAAAAUGCUGCCGCCAUUUGUGACCUCUUUAUUGAAUCGAUGCCUAAAUAUCCCAUUAAUGUGCCGGAUAUGGAUGGUAAUACACCUUUGUUAUUAGCAUUUAUGCGAGGGCAAGCGCCGCUUUGUAAAGUGCUUGUGAAAAAUGGAGCUUGCCUUGGAACUGAGAAUCGGGAGGGGAUAAGCAUAUUCAACUUUAAAUUAGCAACCGAUCAACUUUUGCACAAACUUCUCGACCAGCUGCCACAAGAGUCUCCCUGGUCGGAAUCCGAUCUAUGUCAGGAGUGCAAUACAAAAUUUACUCUUACGAUGCGAAAACAUCAUUGUCGUCAUUGUGGACGUGUGGUUUGCUCAAAAUGCUCCAACAACGAUGUUCCCAUACUGAAGUUUGGCAUAAAUAAACCUGUGCGUGUUUGUGGAGUAUGCUUUGAUGUUCUUCAAGGAGUGAAUGGAAAUUUACAAUAAAAUUCUAAUUUUUCCUAAAACAGAAGUUGUUUGUAAAUCAUUCCGUUUUGAAAAUACAUA
This is a messenger RNA of Stomoxys calcitrans (stable fly), 3681 nucleotides long. RefSeq names its product rabankyrin-5. Gene Ontology annotation, molecular function: protein binding; metal ion binding. The record is from RefSeq and is a predicted model, not a curated record. Gene Ontology annotation, cellular component: cytoplasm. The transcript is spliced from 6 exons. The coding region runs from base 196 to 3621 and encodes 1141 amino acids. Lineage: Eukaryota; Metazoa; Arthropoda; Insecta; Diptera; Muscidae.